UUGGCAGUUAGUCGAACUCCAGUAGACUACAAAGACAGACAGAAAGAAAGACAGAAAGAAAGAUGAUGAUCAAGUCGUUUGCUCUGUUGGCGCUGCUGGUGGCAGUGGCCAGUGCCGAGCUGCACCGCGUGCCCGUCCUCAAGGAGCAGAACUUUGUGAAGACGCGCGAGAAUGUGCUGGCCGAGAAGGCGUACCUGGCCACCAAGUACCAGCUGCCCCAGGCACGGGAUCUCAACGAGGAGACGCUCUCCAACUCGAUGAACAUGGCCUACUAUGGUGCCAUCAGCAUCGGCACUCCUGCCCAGAGCUUCAAGGUGCUGUUCGAUUCGGGCUCCUCCAAUCUGUGGGUGCCGUCGAACACCUGCCAGAGCGACGCCUGCCUGACCCACAACCAGUACGACUCCAGUGCCAGCAGCACCUAUGUGGCCAAUGGCGAGUCCUUCUCCAUUCAGUACGGCACUGGCAGCCUCACCGGCUACCUCUCCGAGGACACCGUCGACGUGAACGGACUGCAGAUCACCAGCCAGACCUUCGCCGAGUCCACCAACGAGCCCGGCACCAACUUCAACAAUGCCAACUUCGACGGCAUCCUGGGCAUGGCCUACGAGGCUCUGGCCGUCGAUGGUGUGGCUCCUCCCUUCUACAGCAUGGUCUCCGAGGGUCUUGUCGAUCAGUCUGUGUUCUCCUUCUAUCUGGCCCGCGCCGGCACCUCCGCCACCGACGGCGGUGAGCUGAUCUUCGGCGGCUCCGACUCCACCCUGUACUCGGGUGCCCUCACCUAUGUGCCGAUCUCCCAGCAGGGCUACUGGCAGUUCGCCAUGGCCAGCGCCACCUCCGAUGGCAACUCGCUGUGCAGCGAUUGCCAGGCCAUCGCCGACACUGGCACCUCCCUCAUUGUGGCUCCCUAUGAGGCCUAUGAGAUUCUCGUUGAUCUUCUGAGUGUGGACGAGGACGGCUACGUGGCCUGCUCCCUGGUCAGCUCCCUGCCCGAUGUGAUCUUCAACAUUGGCGGCACUGACUUCGCCCUGACCCCCGCCUCCUACAUCAUCCAGUCGGAGGGCAACUGCAUGUCCGCCUUCGAGUACAUGGGCACCGACUUCUGGAUCCUGGGCGAUGUCUUCAUUGGCCAGUACUACACUGAAUUCGAUCUGGGCAACAAUCGCAUUGGCUUUGCCCCAGUCGCCUAAGAAUCGAAUCAAAGCGAAUCAUCGAAUCAAUAAAGCAACAAAUAAUUUGCAAUAUCUCAA
Molecule: messenger RNA, 1247 nt
Organism: Drosophila obscura
Lineage: Eukaryota; Metazoa; Arthropoda; Insecta; Diptera; Drosophilidae
Gene: Bace
Product: lysosomal aspartic protease
Exons: 1
Coding region: 63-1187 (374 amino acids)
Biological process (GO): cell death; proteolysis
Cellular component (GO): lysosome
Molecular function (GO): aspartic-type endopeptidase activity
Source: RefSeq, a predicted model, not a curated record